Pocillopora meandrina is the source of this 552-nucleotide messenger RNA. Lineage: Eukaryota; Metazoa; Cnidaria; Anthozoa; Scleractinia; Pocilloporidae. The record is from the annotation of a GenBank genome assembly.
AUGAGGCAGGAACCUUUACCAAGAUACCUUUUGCCAACGCUGGUUAUGAAGAAAGCUAUUGAAAAGAAUGCUAAAGAAGAUGAAACACUCACAUUUACUUUGGAGAAGUUGGACAACGAUAGACAGUUAGCGCUAUGCCAGGUUUGGGGUAAAAAAGAGGCUUUUAUCAGAGGGACGGCAAAAAAAAAUUAUCGGUCGAGGUUUAGGCGGAAAAUAUCCGUUGAUGAUCUUGGAAUGAUGAAUGAACACAUUCCAACGUGCGCUGCAAGUGGAGAAAUGUGUUCGGCUUCAAGGAAAACAAAGAAUAAUCAAGCAGAAGUAGGUGAAACAAGUCUAGAACUUUCUGGGAAAAUAUCGUUGAAGAAUGGAAGGAAAUCUUCUCGAGCCAGUUACAUAGAUAAACUACCCAGCUUAAAUGAUAAUCACCAAAGCGCUAAAUGUGGCCCAGAGAUUCAUAAAUCAAGACGAAUUUCAUUCGCUGCUUUCGAAACUCCACGUGAUCCGAGCAUUAGAAGCCGAUUCAAAAGGCGAGCAACCAUGCAUCAACUCUAG